AUGUCGAAACUUGGCAUCGGCAUCCUAUUUUUGGUUGGGCUUCUUGAAUCUCAGGUUUCAGCUUCCAACUGCACCACGUCAUCUGCGACUGUCCAUUGGCUCGGCGGCCAGCCAUCGUAUCAUGCCGGUGUAACCUUUGGUUUGCCAUGGCCGCAGGGGAAGUAUCAACCCGGGAACACCAGGUUCACCAUCGCUGGCAAUUCCGAAGAUAGACAACAAUUGCAGUCUUGGGCUACCGGCUAUUGGGCCGAUGGUUCGCUGAAAUGGACGGGCCACGCUAUCGCAGAAUCUAACUCAACCCACGACAACUACACUGUCACUGCAACGUCUGGCUGCACCAUUCGUUCUGCCUCGUCUGGGAAAUCUGGUAUAAAGAACAGCUCCAUCAUCGUGACUGAUAGGUCUGAUGUUGUUCGUGUCAACACGGGUGAGAUUACCGUCUCGUUUCCCAAGAAAGGGAACAUCCUAGUCAGUGCCAUCAAGAACAAGAGCGGCAAGACGGUCGGCGAAAAUGGAAGACUUGUCCUUCAGUCUCAGGAUUCGGUGCCCGACGGUUUUGAGAGCCGAUCAAACUCGUCCAUCCAAUAUUCCAACUUCCACAGCAUCAUUGACGAGGUAUCUGUGAAUCAGGGCUCGAGUCGGACCCUCGUCACUGUUCGUGGAAAUCACGAGGUGACUGACGGCCCUGAUCACGAUCCAUGGCUCCAGUUUGUCAUUAGAUUCUAUCUCUAUUCCAACUCUGCCUCUGUGAAAGUUAUGCAUAGCAUCGUUUUUGAUGGAGAAUCCGAUAAGGACUUCAUUGCGGGACUCGGUAUUCGAUUCGAUGUCCCAUUAGAAGGCGAGGAGUACUAUGAUCGACACGUCAGAUUUGCUGGCGUAGAUGGCGGAAUUUUCAAUGAGGCUGUUCAGGGAAUCACCGGACUUCGAAGAGAUCCUGGCGAAGAAGUGAGAACUGCUCAGUAUGAAGGUCGCAAGUUGGCAAACACAUCAAGUUGGGACAGCCGGGUUACCAACCGGCUCAAAUGGAUUCCCACGUGGACAGACUAUAGCCUGAAUCAACUGACGGCUGACGGAUUCAGCUUCAAAAAACGGACAAAGCCUGGCCAGUCGUGGAUCAAAAUCCCCAGCGGAACACGUGCUGAAGGUCUGGCCUACCUGGGAGGUGCUACGAAAGGAGGCCUCGCCCUUGGUUUGCGGGACUUUUGGAAACGUUCUCCGUCUGGCUUUGACAUUUCAAACGCUGCCUCCAACACAGGGGAAGUCACUCUUUGGCUAUACAGCCCUGCUGCCGAUCCAUUGGACCUUCGGCCCUUCCAUGACGGCCUGAACGAGGACGGAUAUGAAGAUCAAUUGGAUGCUCUCGAGAUCACCUACGAGGACUAUGAACCCACCUUCAACACCCCCUAUGGAAUCGCACGAACGAGCGAGAUAUACUUGUUUGCGUUUGAUGAAACACCGACAAGUGACAGGCUCGCCUCACUUUCUUCGUACAUAAACAAUCCUCCCGUGUUGGUACCAGAGUCGAAAUAUAUCCAGGAAACCCAAGCUCUCGGAGGAUACUGGUCCCUCCCCGAAGGCGUUAGCGAUGCUGCAAGUACCCUGGAAGAUCGACUCGAUUUUAUCUUUGAAUAUUACCGAACACAAAUUGAGCAGCGGCGCUGGUAUGGCUUCUUGGAUUACGGCGAUUUCAUGCACACAUACGACACUGACCGACAUACCUGGCGGUACGACGUUGGCGGUUACGCCUGGGACAACUCGGAGCUUUCACCAGACCUCUUCUUCUGGCUCUACUUCCUUCGCACUGGCCACGAAGAUGCAUACCGGUUUGCCGAGGCCCUUACACGACACACAGGUGAAGUAGAUGUGUACCACAUCGGCGACUGGAAAGGGCUGGGCACGCGUCACGGUGUGCAACAUUGGGGUGAUAGCGCCAAACAGGCACGUAUCUCUCAACCUCAGUAUCGAAAGUACUUUUUCUAUCUCUCGGGUGGGGACGAGCGCAUUGGGGAGUUGCUGGAGGAGUUGCUUGACACGGAUAAGACGUAUGGGACGCUUGAUCCGAGUAGGAAGGUUCGUACCGAUGGCUGGACACCUAGCCCCAAUUCGACAGUUGCUUUUAGUCUUGGAACGGACUGGUCGAGUCUCGCUGCAGGGUGGUUGAUUGAGUGGGAGCGGCGUGGUUCGAGAUGGGAAGAGGCUAGGACAAAGUUGACCAACACAAUCUUGGGAAUCGCAAACUUGACCAACGGCUUCGUGACCGGGUCAGGUCUUUACGACCCGGUAACUUGGACGUUAGGACCUCCACCUGCUGACCCGGACAAUCUUGGAAACGUGUCUGUCUCUCAUUUAUCCGCUGUCUUUGGUCUUCCCGAGGUUGUUUCCGAGGUUAUCGCAUAUUUCGCCGAUGAUAUACCAGAAGGGUUCCGCGAAGUCUGGUUGGACUACUGCUACUACUAUCAUGCCACAGCGGCGGAGCAAAAGGCCCGUUACGGGGUAAGCUUUGGUAGCCAAAGCUUAUACCAAGCGCACUCCCGACUGGCAGCAUAUGCGGCACAUGAGAUGCAGAAUACAACUCUUGCACUUCGAGCUUGGAAAGACUUCUAUGCAAGCGAUGGACUUGCACAGGAUGCUGCAUGGAACACUACGCAUGUGAAUGGGAGUGCUGUUUUGGUGUCCGUCGAUGAGGCCGCAUGGCUCGCAACUAACGAUGCCGCGCAGUAUGGUUUGGCUGUUAUUGAAAAUCUGGCAUAUAUUUCGGAUUCGCUUGAUGACUAUUAA
Molecule: messenger RNA, 2778 nt
Organism: Penicillium cosmopolitanum
Lineage: Eukaryota; Fungi; Ascomycota; Eurotiomycetes; Eurotiales; Aspergillaceae
Exons: 1
Coding region: 1-2778 (925 amino acids)
Source: RefSeq, a predicted model, not a curated record